Molecule: messenger RNA, 889 nt
Organism: Aspergillus heteromorphus CBS 117.55
Lineage: Eukaryota; Fungi; Ascomycota; Eurotiomycetes; Eurotiales; Aspergillaceae
Product: response regulator
Exons: 2
Coding region: 311-817 (168 amino acids)
Biological process (GO): phosphorelay signal transduction system
Source: RefSeq, a predicted model, not a curated record
CAGAAAGUUCGAUUGCAGAAGUGGUUGUUGGAAAUGCAUACCGUCCAUGAUAUGCAAAUCGGUGGCUUGGCUCCGUUCAAGCCUGUCCAAUUAUCUAGCCCAUAUGUCAUUUGACCUCCAUCUUAAUGGCAGUUUUAUACCUCAUGUGAUUGGCUGAAAUACGACCCAUAACAGCCUUGCUCAGCCUCAUUCUCCCAGUGUCCCGCCAUGUAGAUAGACAGCCUCGCGCCAUACAUCCACACUAAAGUGCUCACCUACCUCAAUACCACACACAACCCAUCCCAUCCCACAAUGCACAUCCUCGUCGUCGAUGACAAGUAGUACUGCCCAUGACACCCCAAACCCACACAAGCUAACGUCCCCUAGCGAGAUCAACCAAAAGCUCGCCACCAAAAUUCUCCAACGCCUCGGCUGCAGAAGCAUCGCAACCGCUCACAACGGCCAGCAUGCAUUAGACUAUCUGUCCGGACCAUUUCCCCGCCCGGACAUAAUCUUCAUGGAUAUCUCAAUGCCAGUGAUGGACGGCAUCCAAGCCACCCAUAUCAUCCGCACCCAACUGCCCUUCAUCGCCGAUCCCAAGAUCCAGCGGACGCCCAUUAUCGGGCUCGUGGCCUGCAUGGGCAUCUGUCUCAGGGAGGAUCAGAAGGCCGGAUUCAAUGUCUUUCUGAAGAAGCCGCUGAGAGUGGACCAUUUGAGGCGUCAGUUGACAUUUUGGGCUAGAGAGGAGAUUAUGCCUCUUCCUGGCGGGACGGGGGGGUCUCCGGGGUUGAUGGUGGGGUUGAAAAGGAGAUAUCGGGGGCCGCGGUCCAGAAUUUAGAGGAGUGGAGUCGCGUGAUAGGUCUUUGUUGCGUUUGUGUAUAGAGGAGACUAUAAUGUCUGAAAUGACUGU